Messenger RNA from Vombatus ursinus (common wombat), 3168 nucleotides. It is a transcript of the gene OTUD6B, whose product is annotated as OTU domain containing 6B. Gene Ontology annotation, biological process: protein deubiquitination. Gene Ontology annotation, molecular function: cysteine-type deubiquitinase activity. NCBI's taxonomy places the organism in Eukaryota, Metazoa, Chordata, Mammalia, Diprotodontia, Vombatidae. The transcript is spliced from 7 exons. Bases 72 to 968 code for a protein of 298 amino acids. The record is from RefSeq and is a predicted model, not a curated record.
CGGGGUCAGAGGUGAGGGGUUGAAGGGGUGAAGAUUGGAAAGUGCCGGCUCUGCCGCGCCUGGCGGUCGUCAUGGAGGCAGUCACUGCUGAGGAGCUGCCUGAAGAGGAGGAAGAAAAACAAGAUCAGUUGUUGAAGCGGCAUCGGAAGGAGAAGAAGGAGCUGCAGGCCAAAAUUCAAAGUAUGAAAAAUGUUGUUCCCAAGAACGACAAAAAGAGGAGGAAGCAAUUGAUUGAGGAUGUUGCUAAAUUGGAAGGAGAAAUGGAACAGAGACACAAAGAAGAACUGGAGCAUUUGAAGCUGACUUCACAUGCGGAGAAUGAGAUAGACUCUGUUGUUAACAUUGCAAGUUUGGAUAUUGAGAAUCAGCAGCCUCGGAUAUCAAAAGCACAGAAGAGGCGGGAGAAGAAAGCUGCGUUGGAGAAGGAAAGAGAAGAAAGGAUAGCAGAAGCUGAAAUUGAAAACUUAUCUGGAGCCAGACAUCUAGAAAAUCAGAAACUUGCACGAAUUUUAGCUGCUAGACAUUUAGAGAUUAAACAGAUUCCAUCAGAUGGCCACUGUAUGUAUCGAGCUGUUGAAGACCAGCUGAAGGAACAGGAGUGCCCCCUGACUGUAGCUACUUUAAGAAGUCAAACUGCUGAAUAUAUGCAAAACCAUGUAGAAGACUUCCUGCCAUUCUUAACGAAUCCCAAUACGGGAGAUACAUAUACUCCAGAAGAGUUUGGAAAGUACUGUGAUGAUAUUGUAAACACAGCUGCAUGGGGAGGUCAGCUUGAGCUAAGAGCUCUGUCUCACAUUUUACAAACACCAAUAGAAGUAAUACAAGCAGAUUCUCCUCCGAUUGUAGUGGGUGAAGAAUAUUCAAACAAACCUUUAACACUUGUAUAUAUGAGACAUGCAUAUGGCUUAGGAGAGCAUUAUAAUUCUGUGAAACAACUGAUGGACACAGCUACUGAAAAUGGUAGCUAGUUUAUGAAGUUUGUACAAUUAUAUAUUGGUUCUGUGCAGUAUGACAAUCUGGGCAUUCAUAUGAAGGCCUGGACUAUUCCAAAGGGAAUUGAAUCUUUUCUUUUUUUUAAUUCUUUUUUCUUCCUCCUCUCUCCUUUUUCUUCUCCUUCCUCCUCUUUCUUCCUCUUUUUUUUUUUUUUUUUUGCAAAGCUACUAAUGGAUUUUGAACACACAUCAGAAAUAAACUCUAGUCUCCACUUAGUGGCAUUUUAAAAAGUUGUUUUGGUUGCAUCGUGUGAGAGCAGCAUAGGCAGAGCAGGUUGAGGACAAAGCCUCCAAAUAUUGGUAUUUAUUGUAUUCUAAAAUAGAUUUCCUCUAACGUGGUAUAAAUUUAAAAUGGUCAUAUUUUUUAAUUGUUAGUAAAAAGCUUUUAGUGUCUCAGUCUAACUCUUGAAAAUGUGAAUACUCAGCAAUUGUGUGGCAGUGGUGAUAGUGAAUUCUAAUACUCCUUUCAGAUGAGUUUGAAUGCUUAUAGCCUGAGUAUUAUUGAUAGAAUGAUCUGAAUUUUCUCCACAAUGUUAUUUUUAUAAAAUUAAGGUACUACUAAGAGCAUGCUUGAGUAAUCAAGAAUUUCAUAGUGUUUAUGCAGGUGUAAAUCAAAGUCAAGGACACCUAACAGUUUAUGCCUAAAGUGUGACACUUGUGAUUUUUUUAAAAACGUCUGUAAUUACUGAAUUUUUUCCCCCCAAGUAAGCUUUUAGACAUAUGUAUCUUAAUUCAUUAGAUAUUUAUUGCUAUUUUUAAAGGUUUAGACUCUGGAAUUAAUGUUAUACAUUUAUGAUUAUCUUAAAAACUUAUCCAUGUGCUUUGUAUUGCUUUACUCUUGAAUGUUCAGCUGCUAUCACAGCUAACUCCUAACCUUCCUCCAUAACUCCUCAGUUUGGUUUGCCUUUUCUGCAAAAAAUUUAGUUUCAUUUCUCCACACAUGGCUUGCGAUCUCAUCAUUCUACCCAAUUGAUUCUUUAGGGAAAUAUUGACUGCUUCUGUUUUUCUUCUCCUGUACAAAAUAAGGAAGAGACUAGGUCUCAUGAUCAAAAUGUCUGAAUUAACCAUGCUCACAUCUUCAAUUCCACUUUGCCUUUUUUUAAGCUUCCUGCUUUUCUUAAAAGCCCUACUUACUUGAUCCAUUUUACUGUAUUAUGUUAGCUUUCCAUUAAUUGAGCAUUAGAGGAUUGGUUAUAAUUCAGUUAUGGGUAAAAUGUAAAGUUACCAGUUGGGAGCCCGUUGCCCUGUAAUAUGUAGUAUGUUCAGUUAUAAAAGAUGGAUCUCUCUUAUCCCAAAGUGCAACAUGCCAUAAGAGGAUCCAUAUUUAGAUGGUGCUCCUAAAUCCUUUAUGUAAAUGCAUCAUUUGCUCUACAAAAAGGCAAGUGCAAAUAACUUUUGUUUUGUAUAUUUGUUUUUUGGAAGAGUGAAUACCAAUGCAAUGUCAACCUCAAAUUAAUAAUCUUUGUGUAUAUUUGCCCAAUAUGCAGAACUUUUUUGUAGAUAACUGAAGUUUAUAUGAUUUAAAAUAAAUGCUUUUUGAGUAAAAAAUAUACAAAAGAAUGGAAUUUUAAAGUAUUAAUGCUUUUGACCUGUUUUUUCUAAGUAAUCUCUAUAACUUUUAAGCAGUAAUAUUCAUAUGAAUUUGAUAUCAUGAAACAUGACAGGCAAAGUAGGUUAUCCAAAUAGGUUUAAAAGGUUUAAAAGCAAUUUUUCAUUUGGUAGCUAUCACAUUUUUAUCAUGAGAUGAAUAUUGUCUUGUUCAUGGGAUUUUAAAAAGCAGACAUGAACAAGAUUUCUAUUGGGAGAUGUUUUUUGUUUUUUUAAUAGAAUUUGUAUUUUGAUUCAACAUUACUUACCAUCAUUUAAGUAUUAACCUAAAAAUCAAAGUUUAAAUAAUGACAGAUGUUGAUUAAGUGCAACAUAUGUGCUAAUUUAGGUUUUUGUAUGAUAUAAAAUCUGGUCUAAUUGGAGCUUCAUAGGGUUUCCUUUGUCCUUAACUUGGAGCAGAAAGGGGUAUGUCAGAGUUCUGGAAUAUGUCUUUGUCCAAGUAUUUUAUCCACUUUAUUAUGUUUACAACUUGUAUAAAGUAAAAGAAUGUGUUUAAUUAUUGCGAGCAAUAUAGUUUUGCUCAUAUUAUGAGGCUUGCCAAAAGAAUAAUAAAAGAUGAAUGAAUCAA